AUGACAACUGCACCGCCAGUGCAUCAUCCUGGCCCCGAUAGUGGUAUACCCGGCCAUCUCGUCAACCAUCUUCCUCGCUAUCACCCUAUUGCUAUGAAUCCGAAUCCGCCUCCACACCAAAUGCCACCUCCGGAGCAGAUGGUGCAGAGCCACCAUUUCCGUCAUUUUGCGCCGCCUAUGCAUGAACAUCAUCCUCCGCAAGGAGUGCCACCAGUACACAGUCCAGCUUCUUUGGAACAUAUUGAAGCUCGACUCCGGCAUCUAGAGCAUGAGGAAAUGGCUCGGAAUGCAGCCCGUAGUCGCAUUCUGGCAAUGCGCAAGCAUGAAGACGAGGAAUUUCGGUCAAUGACCGAGCGAGCCGAGGCAGAGGAAGAGGACCUUCGAAGACAACGCAAAAAGUUAAAGAGAGAGUCGAUGGGUCUGGGACUCAACGCUACGAGCGACUCGCCGCCUCUACGUCCCACACCACCUCGCCGAUUAUCAGAGACUAGUGCAGCAACAACAUUGGCUUUCUUCAAGCAGCAGAGCCCCCCCCGAGCCCCUGCGGGCUCCAUCCGCCGCAAGCAAAAAUACACUAUCAAAAAUGUAGAGGCAUGGGGCGAACGCCACGGUCGACCCGCAGCCCAUGACCCAUCCGGGCGAGCGUUGUGGAAGCGACCCUCCGACGGAAGCUUAGUAUAUCUCACCUGUCCGAUCCAUGGCUGCGGGAAAUCCGACUUUGUCACCCUCCACGGCUUUAUGUGCCAUCUCACCAAGAAACACAAAGACCGCACACUGGGCAGCCAGUCCCGUGCCCUCGAAGUCUGUGGUGUAGUCUACGACCCGAACGCUCCCCUCCCGCCAGUCAUGAACAGCCACCGUGCCUCAACAGAAGGAAGCCCGCUGGGCUCUAUUCCCAUGGACCACGAAGGCGACCAGCACUACGAUGACAUGGACUCCGAGUCCGAGGGUGAACUCGAACGCGAGGGCUCCUACCGAGUCAAAACCGAAGUUAUAGAUCGGUUCAUGCCCGAGGCCGAGGGCACUCCCAUUGAAUCUGCUGCGGUAACAUCUCCUAAGCACGCAACCAACGGAUCAACCAAGCAGUCCAUCUCGUCUAUUAUCGACCGCACCCCGGAAACUGAUUCCCGAGAGGUGUUGGCGACACUUCCAACGUCAGAAUCGGGUAUUCAGGGUCCAUCCCCUACACCAACCGAGUCAUCUGUGCCUUCGAAGCGCAAAUACGAAUUCUCACCGCCAGCUGCGGAAAAGGAAAACGCGGAGCCUUAG
Messenger RNA from Penicillium robsamsonii, 1269 nucleotides. RefSeq lists its product as uncharacterized. NCBI's taxonomy places the organism in Eukaryota, Fungi, Ascomycota, Eurotiomycetes, Eurotiales, Aspergillaceae. The coding region runs from base 1 to 1269 and encodes 422 amino acids. The transcript has 3 exons. The record is from RefSeq and is a predicted model, not a curated record.